This is a messenger RNA of Fundulus heteroclitus (mummichog), 2774 nucleotides long. It is a transcript of the gene slc22a21, whose product is annotated as solute carrier family 22 member 21. The transcript has 10 exons. Gene Ontology annotation, biological process: transmembrane transport. Bases 122 to 1843 code for a protein of 573 amino acids. Lineage: Eukaryota; Metazoa; Chordata; Actinopteri; Cyprinodontiformes; Fundulidae. Gene Ontology annotation, cellular component: membrane. The record is from RefSeq and is a predicted model, not a curated record. Gene Ontology annotation, molecular function: transmembrane transporter activity.
UUCAGAAAGAAAUCCCACUUCCAAAACCAAAGAGGAGGGUGGGAUGGAUUUUAGCAGAAACCCAACAACUUCAUAAAAACCCAAUCUGAGCUCGUCCAUUCCUCUUCCCCCGGCUGUAAUCAUGCUCCCAGAGCCUUCCGUGGAGAAUACAGCGACCGAUUACGACGCGGCCACCUCCUUCCUGGGGAAAUGGGGACGCUUCCAGCGGCGGGUCUUUUUCCUCCUCUGCCUGAGCGUCGUCCCCGAUGGACUCACCGGCUUCUUGAUCGUGUUUCUGGCCGACACGCCGGCCCACCGCUGCCUGCUGCCGGCGCACCUGAACCUGAGCGCGGCGUGGAGGAACAGCAGCAUCCCGCUGGAGGAGGAUGCGAGCCGCGGCGGCGCGUCGGUGCCCAGCAGGUGCUCCAGAUACAAGCUGGAGCAUGUGCUGAAUUACUCGGACAGGGGUCUGCUACCCGGAGUGGACGUGAAUCUGUCCACUGUGCCCACAGAGGGCUGCUUGGACGGAUGGCAGUUUGACCACAGCGUGUAUACGUCCACUAUUGUGACUGAGUGGAACCUGGUGUGUGGUGAAAGUUGGAAGAACCCACUGACGACCUCCAUCUUCUUCUGUGGCAUUCUGGCUGGAGCCUUAAUUUCUGGACUGCUUUCUGACAGGUUUGGAAGAAAAAUAAUGAUGUUUGCCACCAUAGCCUUGCAGGCGGUCACCAGGUUCAUUCAAGUUUUCUCUCCAAACUGGAUCGUUUUCUGCGCUUUGUAUUUCGUUGUGGGAAUGGGACAAAGUUCCAAUUACUUGGUUGCAUUUGUUUUAGGGACGGAGGUAUUAGGCUUUCAUAUCCGGACAAUUUUCUCCACGGCUGGAAUGACUCUGUUCUUUGGUGCGGGAUACAUGCUUCUGCCGCUGUUCGCGUUCUACAUCACUGACUGGAGGAUGCUGCUCCUUGCCUUGAUGAUACCCAGCUGGCUGUGCUUGCCUUUCUGGUGGUUCGUUCCGGAGUCCCCUCGUUGGUUGCUCUCUCAGGGAAGAAUAGAAGAAGCUGAGGCCAUAAUCAGAGAGGCAGCUGAAAUGAACAACAUUGAGCCUCCAGCAGUCAUCUUUACUCCUUUACAGAAUGGAGUUAAGGCCGGGGAGAGGAGGACCUACAACAUCUGUGACCUGCUUCGUUCUCCAAACAUCCGCUGGACCUCGAUCACGCUGUGGGUGAUCUGGAACACAGUCAAUGUCGCCUACUUUGCCCUUUCCCUGAACACGGCGAACCUCCAUGGGAACGCCUACUUCAACUGUUUCCUGUCCGCCACGGUGGAGAUGCCAGCCUACGUUCUGUCCUGGGUUAUGUUUCGCUGGUGUUCCCGACGAAUGAGUGUUUUUGCAUCGCUCUCCUCAGUGGGGUUGCUUCUAUUCAUCAUACAGCUCGUACCAGCACACUUGGUGUUUCUAUCCAUAACAUUUGAGAUGAUGGGGAAGUUUGCUGUGACGACUGCGUUCUCUAUUGUGUACGCCUACACAGCGGAGCUGUACCCUACUGUGCUGAGGAACACAGCUGUUGGCGCCUGCUCCAUGGCCUCCCGAAUAGGCAGCAUUACUGCUCCAUUUUUCAUUUAUUUGAGAACCUAUUCCGUCUCCCUGCCUUACAUCCUAAUGGGAAGCCUUACAACCAUGGCGGGGUUGCUGAGUCUCCUGCUGCCUGAGAGCUUUGGAAUUCCGCUGCCGGAAACCAUCAGUCACAUGCAACAGUUCCCAGGAUGUUGUCGGGAGGCUCCUUGCAUCGUCUCGCACACUAAAGAGGAGGAAAAAGCUGCAGAAAUAAGGUCUCUGGUCAGAAAGAGCAGCUCUCAAAUCUGACUUCAAACAAAUGAGCAGCCAUAAAGUCCAUGUGCGCAUAUAUGAGAAUUUCCAUAACUGAUCUGGGGAACCAUACAGAAGAAAAAAACAUUGUGUGUGAAAUAAUUUGUCAAACAUUUCCAUGAAAACUGUCCUUUCUCCAACACACUAUUGAAGAACUUGCCUCUUUUGCAAAUUACCAUUCUUUUUCUCAAUUAAUGUGACUGAUAAACUGCCAAUGGUGAAAGAGAACAGAGUUUAGAACAAGUUAUUCAAACACAGGUCCCAUUUCUACCCUAAAUUUUUGUUUUAAAUUUAAACCUUUGAAAUGGUCAUACUUUCAUCUCUUGUCAAUAUUUUGUCGACUUCAUUUUUGAUUUAAUAAUGUAGUGUGAGCCACAUAUACCUGGAUUGUUUUUUUAUAGUUCUCUGAUCAUUCAUGCAUUUGUGAGAUUGUAAUAAAAUUCUAUUUGCACCACACUUUCAAGAGUUACUGUCUAUGGCCGCAAUUAGAAAAAAGAAAUGAUCCAAACAUGUUAAUAAAUCAUGUUGAAAUCCCUUUUUUGUAUGGGAAGAUGUGUUGACUGGUCUUGCAAGGAAUCAUUCUUCAGUUUACAGUUUGAUGAACUAAUGUUUGUUCUGCACCCAUAAGGAUAUUUGUUCUCACCGUAUAGGACAAAAGUUUACUCUUUUACAUUUUACUGAAAUCUUUAAAGACAUUUGUUACACAUAUGUAAAACAAAUGCUGUGCUUUUUUUUAUUUUAAAGUCCAUUCAUUUCAAACAGGAAGUUAUGGUUAUUGCUUAAAGCUUGAGUGGUAAAAAUAAAAUAAAAUAAGUGGGUAUUGUUUGUGUCAGAGCUGUUGAGUAAUUUAACUAAACAACCAGCUGCUAAAUCUGUUUAUGGUGUAAACGUGUGUGCGUGUGUGUGUGUGUGUGUGUGUGUGUGUGUG